Messenger RNA from Onychostoma macrolepis, 5396 nucleotides. It is a transcript of the gene man1b1a, whose product is annotated as mannosidase, alpha, class 1B, member 1a. NCBI's taxonomy places the organism in Eukaryota, Metazoa, Chordata, Actinopteri, Cypriniformes, Cyprinidae. Gene Ontology annotation, biological process: N-glycan processing; carbohydrate metabolic process. The transcript has 15 exons. Gene Ontology annotation, cellular component: membrane; endoplasmic reticulum. Gene Ontology annotation, molecular function: calcium ion binding; mannosyl-oligosaccharide 1,2-alpha-mannosidase activity. The record is from RefSeq and is a predicted model, not a curated record. Bases 342 to 2534 code for a protein of 730 amino acids.
GCUGUCACAUAAACAUUUCCCUGCACACAGCUGUUUGACUAUUAACAGCGGUCAUGCUUAUUUUUCGACAGAUUGACACGUUACGAAUAGACUGUAUAUCAGCCUAAAUGAGCGUUUUGUGGGAGGAACGCGGUUUGUAGGAGAGCAGCCUGAUGGAGCAGAGAUAGAGAUCUGAUAGCCUCUCCUGCUGUCACCUACACACUGAGUGUACACUAUCACUACUCGCACACUGGAUGGGAUGCAUGGGCUGUGACCUCCUCUUCAUGCAUAUAGAUCCUCCUCCUAACCAGGAGCAGCAAGUUGUCCAGAGAAAGUGUUUUUGAGUGGUGGCUGUGUUAGAGAUGUAUUCACCACAGAGGAAGGACUUUGUCUCUCUGACACUGGGAGACCAACAUAGCCGCAGCUACACCAACGGCAAGCACCGGAGACAGUCCUGCUGGAGGAAAUGGAAGCAGCUGUCUCGGCUCCAGCGCAGCCUGAUUCUUUUCCUGCUGGCCUUCCUGUUCAUCUGUGGGAUUCUUUCCUAUCCCAGCCUGACGGAGCAGUGGAGAGGACUCUCUGAUAGAGCGUUGAAGGAGGACUGGGUUGAAAUGGAUAACCGAGGUCUCAGGCCCAUUCCUCCUGGCCUCGUCCCAAAGAUUCUGCCAGGAGUUGUCCCAGGGGUCCAGGACAUCCCACCAGAAGUAAUGCCAGAGAUUCAAAGACCAAGCAUUCCAUUACUUCCCAAACCUCCAGCUAUGAGGAAGCCACCUAGCAAGCGUGGUCCUCCAGUCCUACAGAAGCGAGGGAAUGUGUCAGACUGGCAGGUGAAAGAUGGAGAAGAAGCCAUGCUCAAGAGAGAUGAAGAUGGAGGGAAAGAAGCAAAAACAGUCAUUAGCUGGCGUGGGGCGAUGAUCGAGGCGGAGCAGGGGACGGAGCUUCAGUCCACCGCCCAUGGAAAAGAAGGAACUGUGGCUGAUGCCGAGGAAGCUGCCAACUUAAAACCAGUCACCGUGAAGGCCGUGGAUCGUGUGGAGGCGGUGCAGGAGGCCUUCAGGCACGCAUGGAAGGGCUAUAAGGCCUUUGCGUGGGGUCAUGAUGAACUGAAGCCCAUAUCUAAGACCCAUGGAGAGUGGUUUGGACUGGGCCUAACUCUCAUUGACGCACUAGACACUAUGUGGAUUCUCGGACUGAAAGACGAGUUUGCGGAGGCCAGGAAGUGGGUUGAGACAGAAUUAUCCUUUUCCAAGAAUGUGGAUGUGAAUCUUUUUGAGAGUACCAUCCGUAUAUUGGGGGGUCUCUUGAGCACAUACCACCUGACCGGAGACACUCUCUUCCUGGAUAAAGCUAAAGACAUUGGGUUCAGAUUAAUGCCUGCAUUCAAAACCCCAUCUAAAAUCCCCUACUCUGACGUGAACAUUGGUAAAGGAACCGCUCACCCUCCACGCUGGACCACAGACAGCACAGUCGCAGAGGUGACCAGUAUUCAGCUGGAGUUCAGAGAGCUCAGCCGACUCACACAGGACCCACAGUACCAGAUUAAAGUUGACAGGAAGCGAAGUGGGAGAGAGAGGGGGAAUGGGAUCGGGAAAGGUCUGCGAGCCGGGACUCGAACUCGCAAUCCCCGAAGCGCAAAGGCACUGCAUAUCGACGAGGCUACCGGCGCCAACAAAUUUUUUUUUAUUAUUAUUUUACCUUUUUAUUUAAAUAAUGCAGUGGAGGAGGUGACCAGACAGGUUCACCGAUUGGAGGGAAAGCGUGAUGGUCUGGUACCCAUGUUCAUCAAUACAAACAGUGGGAAAUUCACUCGUCGAGGGGCAUUGACGCUGGGGGCCCGUGCGGACAGCUACUACGAGUACCUGCUCAAACAGUGGCUACAGGGCAGCAAGAAAGAGACUGAGCUGCUAGAGGACUAUCUUCAAGCUAUAGAAGGUGUCAAAAAGAAUCUCUUGAGACAGACUUCUCCUGGUAAACUGACCUUUGUUGGGGAGCUGUCCAACGGCCGUCUGAAUCCCAAAAUGGAUCAUUUGGUGUGUUUUCUUCCUGGCACACUGGCUCUUGGUGCUCACAACGGUCUGCCCGCUGAUCACAUGGAUCUGGCUGUGCAGUUGAUGGAGACGUGUCAUCAGAUGUAUGCACAGAUGGAGACGGGCCUGAGCCCAGAGAUUGCUCACUUUAACCUGCAGUCCAACAACGGACGGGACAUCGAUGUGAAGCCUGCAGACAGACACAACUUACUGAGACCUGAGACCGUUGAGAGUCUGUUCUACAUGUACAGAUUCACCAAGGACAGCAAAUACAGGGACUGGGGCUGGGACAUACUGCAAAGUUUCAACAAAUACACCAGAGUCCCCAGCGGGGGCUACACCUCCAUAAGUAACGUCCGUGACCCCGAGAACCCCGCGCCCAGAGAUAAGAUGGAGAGUUUCUUCCUGGGCGAGACACUGAAGUAUCUCUUCCUCCUGUUCUCUGACGACAACGAGCUGAUCAGUCUGGAUAAGUACGUGUUCAACACCGAGGCCCAUCCGCUGCCCAUAUGGCCCUCCACCUCAUGAGGGUGGAGGCCAGAAUUAUGCUAAUCCUCACUUGAUGUUGGCUUCAACAGGAAAUGAUGCAGGCUUCCAUGGGAAGUUACCCCUUCAGAGUUUCUCUGCGGGAAUGUUUCUGGUCUUAACCAAUCUUUAACUCUGCACUUGAGGUUUAUUUAAAUGCGGUGAGACUCUUUAUUCACCCAGAAGAACAGAUUUGGUGGCGGUUUUACACGUGUGUGGUGAAAUACCACAAAUGUUGUUUCCACUUUGUACUUUACAAGACUUCACUUACCUUCGAGCUCAUGGGACGCCUGCAAAGUGUGACACGCUUGCAUGUUGGACAAGCCCGUUCAGCUGCCGCAAUAUUUAGGUGUUCCAUCUGCUGUAUUUGGGACAGAGACAUUAGUGUCAGAGCGCCGUAAAUCACACGGCAGACUGCUGAAAUCACACACUGUGAAAAACACCAAGCACUUUGUAAAAUGAAGACUUCCUUUUUUGUUAACACCGUUCUUUCUACGUGUACAGAUGGAUGCUCUCAAUGUGAGUGGCUCACCUUUAUUUUUGCAGGCUGUUACAAAAGGACGUGUCAAUUUCUAAAGGUUUCCCUUUUGUACGAGUCAGGAUGCAUUAGGGAACAUAUCGAGAACUUUACAAAUCAUCAUCUUGAGAUUUAUUUGGGAACCCUCUGGGAUUGUGUAUUUUUCUGUUAUUUAUGUUGACUUAAGUGUGCGUACUUCAGUGAACGCUAAUGAGUUGAUGUAGUGGAUGCCGCCCAGAGCCCUGCUUGAAUUGCUGUGCUGUAGAUUUACUUUAUUAUUUACAAAUUUCGGAAGCUGUUGUGUGGCACUGGAUGCUGUGAUGCUACACUUAGCUGAACUGCGAUCAGAUGUGUAUAUAUGUUCAUUAAUUCAUUCAGAUUUCACAGCAAAUCUACACUGAAAAUGGAUAAACCGUGUCUGAUCGACAGUCAAAAUCAUGUGACUAAUAAAGCUACAGAAUUUCUCUUGUCAUAUUAGAGCACAGUGGUAAUCUGAAUUACUUUCUUCCUGGUCAAUUAAUUUCGUCUUUCUGUGUUUCGAGAAAGAAAGUCUUACAGGUUUGGAAUGGCAUGAAGGUGAAUAAAUAAUUACAGACAUUUCAUUUUUAGCCAACCUGAUACUUUAAGAUUGAUAAAUGUAGUCUGAUAUUUGCACAACUUUAUUUCCAGCUUGGAAACUCGUAUGUGCAUCACUGUUGCGUAUCACCUGUUGAGUUUAUCUGUGCCGUCAAGUGUUUGUUUCUCCUAUCAUUUCAUCUGUCUUUGGUCAAACAGCAGUCAUCCAAUCAAAACAUUCAGGCUUGCAGAAGCUGUCAGACUAGCGCAAAAUAAUCCUUCAUCUGAAACAAUCCAUUUUCAUGGUGAUUGACAUUUGCAUUACAAUAUGUCUGUUCUGUGUCACAUUCCUCUUGCUGCUUCUGGUGAUAUGGCGUCAAAAUCUGCAUCGCUUGUGCCUUUCGAUUUAUAGAAUACAGAGUGAUCGCAUGAUAAUGAGAGAUUUCUCCCUGAUUGCUUCCCUCGUCUCUUUGCUGCAAUCAGCGGUUUGUGAUUACCGUUUGUGCUCGCCCGCGAGUGUUAAAUGAAGGAGCCCGGAGUGGACACAGAUCUGAUGAGGGUUUGUGAAGGUCAGGUUGUGUUUGAUGUAUUAAUAUCCUGCACAGCUGAGCUAUUUUUCAUUAUGGUAAAGAUACGAGCAGGUCUCUGAGGUUGUUAACAUUUGUAAAGUAUAAAGAUUGUAAAAAAAUGAACUAAAAUAAGUUAAUUGUUAAAGCAAUAGUUCACCCAAAAAUGGACUCACCCUCAGGCAAACCGAGAUGUAAUUGAGUUCAUUUCUUCAUAAGAAUAGAUUUGGAGAAAUUUAGCAUUACAUGACUUGCUCACCAAUGGAUCCCCUGCAGUGAAUGGGUGCCGUCAGAAUGAGAAUGAGAGUGCAAACAGCUGAUAAAACCAUCACAAUCAUAAUCCAUUUUUGGGUGUACUAUUCCUUUAAUAGCAAUUGUCACAAGCUUUUGUUGUUGUUGAUUUUGUUUGGGGUUCUUUUGGGUUUUACUUGCCUUAAAUUUUUUAUUUUUUUUUAUUGCAUCACAUUUUUAUGUACUGAAAUGCGAUUGUAAUGUGCCACCUUUGAGAUUUCAUAUUAUACGAUGUACAUUUCUACAAUUUCCUAACAAGAGGGAGCUCAUUCUAGUCUAGUGUGAUUAUGCAUACUUUUUCAUGCUAAUUAAAUUAUGCAUAAUAUUACAUAUUCAUAAUUUAAAAUCCAUGACAAAAAAUGCUAUCCUGCCAAAUGACUCCUCUGGAAGUGAAUAUUGAAUAUUGUAAACAUUGUCCUUGUAAAUACUAUUUGAAAAACUUGCCUUGCUACAUUGCAAAAAUAAUUUUCAUCAGCAUUUUGUCUUGUGUUCCAGUAAACAGUAUCCUUAAAACAAGAUAUGUUUUUAUUGAUAAGCAACACUGCUUGUAUUAAAGUUUUUUGCAAUGUUAAAUGUGUUAGCUCUAUGCUGCAAGAACAAAAUAUUUAUCAAAAAAUAAAGUUAAUUUAAAAUAUAUUAUUGGAGAACAAGUCAACAUAUUGUAAUGUUAAUAGCAUUACACAGCAAUUUUGCUUCUCAAGUAAGUUCUUGUUUUAAGGACGUUUAGAUAUUUAUUUUAUUACUGGAAAACCAGAUAAAACUACUGUUGGAGAAAGUUGUCUUGGCUUUAGAAGCACAUUUGUUAUUUUUUGUUGUUGUAUUUGCACUACAGUUGAAGUACAACUUUGUGUGUAUCGUCUUGUACUUAUUCCUACAUUAACAGCAUAACAAAAACAAAAUAAAACCGACAAGCAGAAGGUGUCUGUGUUCUUUUUA